Pneumocystis jirovecii RU7 is the source of this 2385-nucleotide messenger RNA. RefSeq lists its product as uncharacterized. Gene Ontology annotation, biological process: intracellular signal transduction; protein phosphorylation. Gene Ontology annotation, cellular component: cytoplasm; nucleus. NCBI's taxonomy places the organism in Eukaryota, Fungi, Ascomycota, Pneumocystomycetes, Pneumocystales, Pneumocystaceae. Gene Ontology annotation, molecular function: protein serine/threonine kinase activity; ATP binding. The coding region runs from base 1 to 2385 and encodes 794 amino acids. The transcript has 5 exons. The record is from RefSeq and is a predicted model, not a curated record.
AUGCAGAAUCAAGCAGAAAAGAUGACGGAGGUUUUAAGUAAUAAAUUUGAAAUUUUAAGUAAUAUUGGAAAUGGAAGUUUUGGGAAUGUUGUUCUUGCACGUUUAAAAAAUUCUAAUUGUUCAGAACGAUCAUUGGUUGCUAUCAAAACUAUGAAAAAAACAUUUCAGACGGUUUCAGAUUGUCUUAAGCUUCGAGAAAUACAGUCGUUAUAUAAACUGCCUCCCCAUCCACAUAUCAUUUCUAUAUAUAAUAGUUUUCUUGAUCCUACAACAAAACGAUUGCAUAUGGUUAUGGAACAUAUGGAAGGAAAUUUAUAUCAACUUAUUAAGUCUAGAAACAAAAAGGUUUUUAAUGUCCAAACUAUACAAAACAUAUUAUAUCAGGUUUUGUCAGCCAUAAAACAUAUUCAUGAUCACAAUUUCUUCCAUAGAGAUAUCAAGCCAGAAAAUAUUUUAGUUUCUUCUGUUUCAAAUCAAAAGUUAUCAGAAUUACCGAAUUUGAAUAAUAAAUUUCAAACGCAUUCAGAAGAUGUAACGUAUAUAAUUAAGCUUGCAGAUUUUGGAUUAGCUAGAGAAAUUACAUCUCAACCACCUUAUACAUCAUAUGUUUCGACAAGAUGGUAUCGUGCUCCAGAGGUACUUCUUCGUGCCAAUGAAUAUUCUGCACCUGUUGAUAUCUGGGCUUUUGGAGCAAUGGCUGUUGAGUUGGCUACUUUUCGUCCUUUAUUUCCUGGAACAAAUGAAAUUGAUCAAAUAUGGAGAAUUUGUGAAAUUAUGGGUAGUCCUGCUACAUGGAUUCAUACUGACAAAAAUAUUGAAAUUGGAGGCGGGGAAUGGAAAAAAGGAUUAAAAUUAGCCGAAAAACUUGGUUUUUCUUUCCCAAAGAUUCCUCCAAUAUCUUUGGAAACUAUUUUGUCAGAUUCAUGGCCUUCAUCAUUUGCGUCCUUUAUUAGAUGGACAAUGCAGUGGGAUCCUCUUCGAAGACCUAGUUGUAUACAAGGUCUUGAACAUCAAUUCUUUCAUAAAAUUAACAAUUCACCAGAAAUACAGAUUAUAGAAAGCACAAAUUGUAUUUCUACAUCUUCACAAUCUUUGCAAAAAAAGUUAAAUACUGAACUCAAAAAUUUUCAAGAUAACAAAAUAAAAACUGAUACAAACAAAGCAUUGUUUAUAAAUGAAAAACAUUUAGAUAUUUGUUCUCAACUUCAAAAAAGACUAUCUUUUAGUUUACGACAUUUUUUGUUUCGUAAAAAAUAUAAAACAACACUAGAGUCUAAAAGGCUGAAACUUAAAGAUAUUUCAAAUGAUAAUUUUUUAGAACUCAAAACAAAUUCAUGGAAACUGAGAUCUAAAAAUCGUUGCUACUGUUCAAUUUGCAAAAACAGAACUUUAAAUUUAGAAGCAUUAAAAGAAUCUAUAGUUCCUAAAAAAAAUAAUCAAACAUCAACAGAAAUAUUAAGAAAACCUAGUUUAUACCAAGGAAAUACUAUAUCUAUUAAACCACUCAUUGCUAAUAAAAGACAACUAGAAAAUGCUAAUAUACAAAUGGGUUAUCCUCUACUUAAUUCAAUUAUGUUAAAUACAGAAAAUUCAAUAGUAAAUUAUCCAAAAAAAAAAGAAUAUGAUAUGGGGGUUUCUCUAGAUUUACAUAAAAAAGAGAAGCAAUUAAAAAAACCAGAUUUGAACACUUUAUAUAGUUUUAAAACGAACAAUCGGCAUAUAAAUAAUCCCCCAAAUAUUCUAGCUUUCCGAACAUUUCAAACAUCAGAUCAAAGUUUAAAAGCUUUUAGUAUAAAAUCAAAUAAAAAAAACACUGAAGAGGCUGUACAGACUGCCUAUAAUUCAAUUAUAUCUGCUAAAAAGUUUCAUGCUAAUAUAUCUCAAAACAACCCAUCAUGUUCUAUUAAUCAACAUAAAUUAAUCAAUGGACUCACUUCAUUUGAAACUGAAAAUUCUAAACUAUUAAAUGUUUUAAAUCAUGAUACUUCAUAUGAACAUAAUAUAAAUGAAAGCAAACAUGUGAAAAACACAUUAUGUUCUACUUGUAUAGCAAGAAGAGUAAAAGGAAUAGAUGCUAGAGUAGAAAAAAACAAAAACCAUUGCUACAAUUAUUGUCCUUAUGAAUAUGAUAUAGAAAGUGAAAAAAAAAAGAAACAGUUUUUAACAGAUUCAAAAAACAAAUUACUUUUAAAACACAUUUCUCGGCCAUUUAAUAUAUCUAAACUAUAUUCUAAUUUGAACAUCAUGAACCAAAAGUCAGCAUGUACGAGUCUACAAAAUAAUAAUUCUUUAAAAUACGAAAAUAAGUACAAACAAAAUAUUUUAAUAAGGAAAAAAAAACCACUAGUCGUAUACCAAGUUCAAUUUAAAAUUAAACACCCUUAG